Messenger RNA from Zootoca vivipara (common lizard), 1077 nucleotides. The record is from RefSeq and is a predicted model, not a curated record. Lineage: Eukaryota; Metazoa; Chordata; Lepidosauria; Squamata; Lacertidae.
AUGGCUAUUGAUGGAGGACUGAAGUUUCCAAAGCUAAAGUUGUGGCAGGUUAAGCCUCUUUCUGUAUGUAGUGAGAGUUGCCAUCCAGGUUCUAGCAAGAAAAUGAAAGAGGGGGAGCCAUUUUGCUGCUAUGAUUGCACCCCAUGUCCAGAAGGGAAGUUUUCAGAGCAGGAGGACAUGAACGACUGUUCUACAUGUACGGACAAAACCUAUCCAAGCAACAGACAGGAUUUCUGUAUUCCUAAGGUCAUUACAUUUUUGUCUUACACAGAACCUUUGGGGAUCAGUUUUACCUUUUUGGUCCUUUCUUUUUCUUUGAUCACAGUUGUGGUGCUAGGAAUGUUUACGAAGCACAAUGACACUCCCAUUGUCAAGGCCAACAACCGCAAUCUCACCUACACUCUCCUUUGCUCCCUCCUGCUCUGCUUCCUCUGUGCAUUACUUUUCAUUGGCCAGCCUGGGGAGGUGACAUGUCUCCUUCGACAAACUGCUUUUGGCAUCAUCUUUUCAGGGGCUGUUUCUUGUGUGCUGGCCAAAACCAUCACAGUGCUUCUGGCUUUUAUGGCCACUAAACCUGGAUCUAGAAUGAGGAAGUGGGUGGGGAAAAGACUUGCCUACUUCUUUGUUCUUUUCUGCACCCUUCUUCAAGCAGGCAUUUGUGCUGUGUGGAUAGUAACCUCUCCCCCAUUUCCAGAUGUUGACAUGUGGUCAGUAACAGAGGAGAUUGUCCUGGAAUGUAACGAGGGUUCAAUGACUAUGUUUUAUUGUGUUUUGGGCUAUAUGGGCUUCCUGGCAAUUAUCAGUUUCAUUGUGGCUUUCCUUGCCAGGAAGUUACCUAACAGUUUCAAUGAAGCCAAAUUCAUCACUUUCAGCAUGUUGGUCUUUUGCAGUGUUUGGUUAUCCUUUCUUCCAGCCUACCUGAGCUCCAAAGGUAAAUACCUAGUUGCUGUGGAGAUCUUUUCUAUCUUGGCCUCCAGUGCUGGACUGCUGAGUUGCAUCUUUGCCCCAAAAUGUUAUAUUAUUGUGUUGAGGCCUGAGCUGAACAGCAGGGAACAGCUAAUAAGAAGGAAAGCAUGA